AUGGUUAAAUUGCUAAUUUAUGAUUACGUCACCUCUGUGGUUGGAAAUAAAAUAACACUUGAAGUUGAAGGCAAUGAAAAGAUUUCAGCAAUCAUUGACUUAAUUCUGCCGAAAAUUGGUGAGAAUAUAAAAAAUUCAACCGAAGAAAAAACUAAAAAUUCUAAAAAUUCUAAAAAUUCUUCGGGUGCUGAAAAACCUGAAUCACUGAUAUUAUAUCUGGGAACUACAAUUCUAGAGAACAAUCAAACUUUGGACCAUUACAAUGUGUCAUCCCUAACUGAGCUUUCACUGUGUUUGUACAUGAAAGUUGAUGUUAAGGUUACAGUGACGGUGUUGAAUGGAAUAAAUUGUUUUGGGAUUAAAUACACUCCUCUGGUCUCAAUUCUUAUCAGAAGUAAGAUUAAAUUCACCAUGAUAGACCAACAAACAAUAUUCGAAAUUAAAAAGAAAAUACUUUCCGCAUGUAAAUUCACAAAUACAAAAGGAGAAGAAUUAGCAUUGGAGAAGUUGUGUUUAUAUUACAAAACUGCAGAGUUGAAUGACAAUUUAAGCUCAAUUAAUGAGUUAAACUGUAAAAACAAGCUCAGACUAAAGUUGGUAAUACCCUAUGGAUACAAAUUCAAGAAAUUGCAAACUAACUCAACUUGUCACUCAUCUUCCCUGGUGUCACCUAAAAAGGAGUAG
Molecule: messenger RNA, 684 nt
Organism: Theileria parva strain Muguga
Lineage: Eukaryota; Apicomplexa; Aconoidasida; Piroplasmida; Theileriidae
Exons: 3
Coding region: 1-684 (227 amino acids)
Source: RefSeq, a predicted model, not a curated record